UGAAUUUCGCGCAAGGAAGCCGCUGCUGCUCCCGGCGCGCCAAAUUUCAAAGCACUUCCUGUGAUGAGAGGGCGAUACGAUUCAGCACCCAGCCGAAAUAAAGACAGAAAUAUGAUUUAACAAAAAACAUAACGUCAUAUUUUGGGCAUGGCAUGCUUUUAAUGACAACUAGCAGGUUACUGCAUCUGACUGGACAUUAAUUCAGUAAACCAAAAAUAUCUAUGCUGCAAUAAUUUUAUUUUUAAUUUAACUUUUUAAUAAAGCGCUUUUCACAAUUAUUUAAUCCCCCCAGCCGUGUUUAUAAAGUAAUUUUUAAAAUUAUCAUUCAGAUAUGUUAAAAAUCUUGUAGCAUUUUUAAGUCUUUAUUAAGUAUACUUUAUUAAGUAUAAUUUUAACAUAACAUUUUAAUAAACAUCACCCCCAGAAAAGUAUUUUUAAUAAGAUCAUCUUCAAUGAAAAAUAUAUAGUUGUGUGUUAUAUGAGUGGCCAGCUGUCUCCAGCUGUGUUACGGUCUUUCUCCAUAUUUCUUUAUGGGAUGUCAUAAUGUCAUCCGGAGCCCAGCCGUGUUUUCAACUAUUAAGAAUUGGAUUGUCAUCCAAUACAAAUAACAUUAACACACAUGGAAAUGAGUCAUCGGACUCUGGCCGUGACCUAUACACGUUCAGACCGGUGCUGGACCACUGCGUGUUUCGGCUGGGCCGGGCCGCAGAACUCUGUGAUGUCACUCUGGAUUCGACGACGGUGUCCCGAAUCCACGCCGAGCUGCAUGUGAAGAAAGAAACUGAUGUCUCUGGAGAAGAGGGAUGGAAAGUUCACGUGAAAGACCGCAGCAGUUAUGGCACGUUGGUGAAUAACGUACCCCUCCAACCAGGGGUCCUAUGGGAGAUAUUCGAUCAUGAUACACUGGCCAUUUGUGGCCAAUCCGGCAAGACUAUGCCAGAAUUCUACUUCCUCUUUCAGAAAGUAUGGGUUCGCCCACUGGACUUCGACGCCAUCACUGUGCCCAAAGCGGGUUCUUUUUCAUCUGACAUUAAGAACCGCAUCAGAACGUGCUCGGACCGUAAACCAGACCCCGCCCUUGAUAUUUCCAAACUAUCCAUCAACAAAGCCACAGUCAUACUGAACUCCAUCGGCAGCUUGAGCAAGAUGAACGGAAGCAGCUGGACUUUUAAGAAAAACGAUGGCAACUUAAACUCUCCCAAUACUCCGGGGUUUACCGCCCUGGUACCGCCCUCCACUCCGCCCCCUUUCCAAUCCGUCGGCGACAUCGCGUCCAAGUCCGUCCCGCCAUCAUCAAAGAGCCGACGCAAGUCAGCCCACACUGUUCUCCUGGAGGACGACAGUUCAGAUGAUCCCGUAUGUCGCAGAGAUGCCGAGGAUGGACGGAGAGGACAAGCGAAGAAAAGACGACGACUGUACAAGUCCGAAUCAGAUGUGUUUAAUCCUCCUCCUCCCAGACUUGAGCCGAAUUGCAGGUCACAGUUGGAUGUGUCGCAACACAACGACAGCGUCUUCAAUGUGCCACCUAACAGAAAAUUCAGUCAUAUCAUGAACAUGGGUCACACCAAAGGCAUCAAUCUGACUCUGCUCCACCAGCAGAAGCCUUGCUUGUCUGGUCCUGGUAGGAGACAAAGAGCAAACAGCUCUCCGGUUUAUACUGCCAUGGGGAUGGGAGGUGAGAAUUACAAACUGACCUCACCAUCCGUAAGGACAGGCAAGGCGGAGAAAGCGAGGGGGACCAUUGCACGGUUUCAGGCCUCAACUGGUAGGCGACGUGGCCGACCUAGAAAACACCCACCACCCCGCCCUUCACUUCCAUCUCCCUCAUCUUCCUCAUCCUCCAGCACCUCUUCGUCCUCAUCUUCUUCCUCAUCUUCCUCUGAAGAUGAAGACGACGAAGACGCGGCGGUCACGCAGGGCGUGGAGCCGUGCGCGUCCGCAUGCUGUCGGUUCCCUCAGCAAGACACCGUGCAGUGGAUCCAGUGCGACGAUUGCGAUGCCUGGUACCAUCUGGACUGCCUGCCGCACGACCGCAACCGGCAAGCGCUGCUGCUCGACCCGAAUGCAGACUUCCACUGCGGCUGCCGCAGAGCCAGACACCGCUGAGACAGUGAAUCAAGCUUCAACUCUUUAAAUAAGCCAAAUAUACUCAAUGGCAUUGUGUUGUUACAAUCAACUGCAUGGGAGAUAUGUUGUUUCUUGGCAUAGGGAACCACUUUCAACGCUUUAUAAUGAUGACAGGAAUAAAUAAGGGUCAUAUUAAUGUUGUCUGCAAUGGUGCUAAUCGCAUUGAGUGGUGAUUUAAACUGGUUUGGCUCGGAUGGAUGUUCUGGACUCGUACCAGCUUGGCAUCCAAAUGUGCCGUGAGCACUGUGUACCAUUAGAUUCAGCACUGGAUGAUUUCAAGCCAUUUAUAUCUACUUGCAUGUUAAAUAUUCAACACAGGGAAUUAAGAGGUAUAAACAUCAAAAAUGUAAAAAAAAAUUAUUUGAUCGAAUGUUUUGUAUGGGUCUUUUAUAUUUUUGGAUGAAUUAAGAAUCUGCUUUGUUGUUAACAUGUUUAUCCUGCUUUAUAAACAUAAUGGCUGGUAUAUGAUAUGUAAUCAUUAAAUACUGUAUAAGAUGUAAAUAGGCAACAUGGGUAUCUACAAUGCAGUGAUGAUGUAAUGUCUUAUAAGUAUUGAGUAUAAUAUUAAAAACUUGAUUUGAA
Messenger RNA from Misgurnus anguillicaudatus (oriental weatherfish), 2709 nucleotides. RefSeq names its product transcription factor 19 (SC1), like (gene tcf19l). The record is from RefSeq and is a predicted model, not a curated record. Gene Ontology annotation, molecular function: protein binding. NCBI's taxonomy places the organism in Eukaryota, Metazoa, Chordata, Actinopteri, Cypriniformes, Cobitidae. Gene Ontology annotation, biological process: regulation of gene expression. Gene Ontology annotation, cellular component: nucleus.